AUGGUUCUGAUGAGCACGCCGCCGCCAGUCUACGGAUCCAGCCGCAAGACUUCUCAGGAAAAGAAACGUCGCGACGAGAUAAACGCAAAGAUCAAGGAGCUUCAGCAGCUCAUUCAACAGGACUCUGAUCACGAGAAAAUGACGUGCGUUUACUUAUUUCUUCCUUUUUUUUAUAGAAAUGAUAUAUUUCAGGCAGGGAGACGUUCUGAUGCGAGCCGUCGAACUGGUGAAUCGGAUGGAAUCGGAGUCGCCGGACCUUCCGUCAAUCCCAAUCGCAAAGGAUUCUAUGACGGAUUCGCUAAGAUUGAAUCACAAACUUACUCGUUCAUCAGAAGCCUGGGAGUUAACGCAGAAGUGUGCCAAGACUUUAUCCAGAGAGCGAAAGAGUGCUUCGAGAAGGAGAGAUCGUCGCUCGUUGUCUCCUCGACUCCGCAGACUUCUCCGCAUGGAAGGAUGAAGAGCAAAGAUGGGCUCGACACCGAAAGAGCGUCCUCUUCGUCCUCGCCGUCGAAUUCGGAAGCCGGACAUCAUCUAGACAGGAAGGAGGUGAAGAAGAACAGAGAACAGGACAGAAGGGACCGGCAGGGAGAGGCGUUCGAGGCACUCAAACACUUUAUCAUUGCCAACAAACUGAUGACGUCUCAGCAAGUGUAAGUAGAAAUGGCCUAUUUGAACAGUCUGAAAUUGAACAUUAAUCUAUUUUAGGGAAAAGAUGCAGCGUCUGAAUACCCUGGAUAUCAUAAUUAGUUACAUUCGGAACAAGAAGAACAACUUUGUGAGCCGAAGUGGACAGGAGCAGACACUGUACAACCACGCGUUGGCUGAAGGAAAGAAGACUGGAAGACUGACGGCAUUCUCCUUCUUCAAGGUAAAAAUGAAAGAAGGUUCCCUUCCCUAAACAUGAAUCCUUUUCAGAGUGACCGGCAUCUGGUUGUCCGAUGCUCGGACCUUGAGAAGUUCCUCGAGUUCUCCAACAACCCGAAGCCCCUGCUCGGCUUCCCCCGUCUGCCGUCAAUCACUCCUCCGACGGCUCUCCAGCUGCCGAUCUCUCCGUUCCCGAUGGCUCCGAUGUUCCCGUUCCGCCCGUUCCCGCUCUUCCCGCUGGUGGUCCCGACUCCUCCGUCACAGCAGUCGCCCGCCUACUCCCUGGAUUCUCCUCCUCCCUCUUCGGACACUUCUUCCUCUUCCCUCGAAUCGUCCUCGACGCCCAACGAGAACAGCAACACUCCGUGCACGAAGAAGCUCUUCCGACCGUGGGAAUGA
Molecule: messenger RNA, 1263 nt
Organism: Caenorhabditis sp. 36 PRJEB53466
Lineage: Eukaryota; Metazoa; Nematoda; Chromadorea; Rhabditida; Rhabditidae
Source: the annotation of a GenBank genome assembly